UCAACGUCGCCCAAGAAUACCCAUUAAUGGCAGCGUUGGAAUAUAGCGCCCACUCUCAACUUUACCUUUGCGUAUGAAUAAUCUCUUCCAUUUUUCCAAAACGGCCUAGACAGAGAGAGAAAGAGAGAGUAAAUCGAUACCCAUCAAAGUGAAGCUCGAUUACAAGGUAGUGUGAGAUUUCAGCUGAGGGAUGGCUGAAAGGAGAAAAGUUCGUCCAGAUUGUAUCUAUGUUUCUAAUCCCUUUCAUGAAUGCACUGAAUAUUGCAUACAAAAAACAGCUGAAAGCAAGGCAGGAAAGGAUAAAAGGUCUAAAGGAUCUUUUAGGCUUGAUAUUUCCAAGUCUUUUGGAAAGAAGAAGGGGUCCCGACCAAAGCCUCCAAAAGACGUUGAUGGGGGACGGUACUCAAGCACGGUUCCUACCGAAGCUCGUUCAUACCACACACGUGUCUCUCCUAAGAAAAACGUAGAAUCAAGAAAUGGUGAUCAUAUAUCCCCGACCAAAAAAUUUUAUUCAGAGGAAAUCCAUCCCGAUGAUCCUAGUCUUGCUGUCGAGAAACACGACACGCCUCGAAUGCCAUCAUCUGAAAGUAUCAUAAUGCCUGACUACACAGAGAAUGCUCCAAACCAGAGUCCCAUUCGGAAUUCCGCUUCGGAGACGAAUAAUAAGAACGGGGUCAAGAACCAUGAAGCAUUUUUUAAGGAUCUUACACCCAACGGUAAUAACGGUAAAGAAAGUUUUCAGAAGCGUUCUAGUGAAUCGAACUUCAGCUUGUCUGGUUUAGAACAAACUCUAGUAGACAGCGACGAGGGCGAGAUCGAGUCUGUAAAUUCUGAGCUGUCUGUUCCAGUGGGAAAGUACAGUGUAAAAUCCAGCUUCUCCUCCAUCCUGACAUCAAUCUUCGAAAAAUACGGAGAUAUCGCAGCUACCUGUAAACUGGAAUCCGUUUCCAUGCGCUCGUACUAUCUCGAAUGCGUGUGCUAUGUGAUUCAGGAAUUACAAUCCACUGAGUUUCAUCAACUGACCAAAUCCAAAAUUAAAGAACUGUCAGCAAUUUUCAAAGACGUCGAGUCCUCGGAAAUUAACGUAGCGUGGUUGAAGAGUCGCCUUAACGAAAUUGCAGAAGCUGUAGAGCUGAGAAGUCAUCACCGGGCCAUUGAAGCCGCAGAGGCAGACUGCAAGCAGAAUUUGGAAACAACAAAGAAAGAACUCGAGUCCCUAAUGGCUGAUCUGGCAUUGAAAGAAAAGGAGGUCUCUGAGUCGAAGACACGAGUAGCAGAAACACAAGCUCGGUUAAGCGAAUUAGAGCUCAAAUCGUCUCAGCUGGAAGAAAUGAUCACAUCCAUUGACUCCAAGGUACAAAAAUUUAGAUCCAAAUCAUUCUCUGGUGAUCUGUUAUGAUGAGGGAAGGAUUAGUAGUAGAUUAUAUCAUCACUUAUAGAUCAUAUCAGAAUCAGCCUGCCAUUUAGUUCUAUAGAUGUUGUUUAAAGCUGUAUCAUCUAAGUGUAUUGCAUACUAAAGCAUCAUAUCAUGUAGCUUGAGAAUUCUCCAACUUCCAUGUUAUAGAAAGCAUAAGCUUCUGGGUUUUGUUUGUUUA
Messenger RNA from Cucurbita moschata (crookneck pumpkin), 1595 nucleotides. RefSeq lists its product as uncharacterized. NCBI's taxonomy places the organism in Eukaryota, Viridiplantae, Streptophyta, Magnoliopsida, Cucurbitales, Cucurbitaceae. Bases 191 to 1399 code for a protein of 402 amino acids. The record is from RefSeq and is a predicted model, not a curated record. The transcript is spliced from 4 exons.